Molecule: messenger RNA, 357 nt
Organism: Fraxinus pennsylvanica
Lineage: Eukaryota; Viridiplantae; Streptophyta; Magnoliopsida; Lamiales; Oleaceae
Source: the annotation of a GenBank genome assembly
AUGAAAUUAACCCAGAAAUUUUUCUUGUGUAUCUUCAUUUUAUUCUUCUCGCCGUCCACAAUUUUCAGCACAACCAAUCCUCCAAAUGUUGACUCCAAGAAAUCAGUGAAUACCCUUGAAAACCUAGUUGAGAUGUCUAAAGGAGAUUCUUUAAUAAACCUGACUGGGACAAUUCUCGAUUCAAACCCCCCUAACUGCGACGGAAGGUGUGGAACAUGCUCGCCUUGCGAGCCGGUUCUGGUGCUGGCGCCGCCGCCGGAAAAACAAGUUCAAUUUGACGUUGAGAAGAUUCAUGUAAACUACUACCCGCAAAUUUGGAGGUGUGAAUGCAAUGGCAACAUAUACAAUAUACCCUAG